AUGAAACGCAAAGUUAAUGCGGGGAAUGCAGUGGCUUUCGAAGGUAUCGAUGAGUUGGACUUCAAUAAAUCGACGAUGCAGGGCAACUAUCCGCACGUGCGCGUUUCUGACCAAGCCUUUUUCAACCAAGAGGUUUCGUUGAAUGGCGCAAAUGCAGUUCUAUUUGAGAUCCAGGCGAUGAGGAGGUACUACUCCGGGAUGGGUCAACAUUGCAAGGUAGUCAGGAUUGCGUCGCUCUCUCAAACGUUUUCACGCAGUGCCUUGUCCCUCGUGGCAGCUCUCUUAGGGUCAGCAGCCCUAGCAUUACAUGACCAGUUUCCGAUCAACACUGCUGGAGAAACUGGCGCUCGACCCUUGGAUGUCAUCAACUCGAACCCUGACCAUCUAAACAGUGUCAGCUCCAACGAGCAAUGGAGUUUUGACGAAUGUACCCCCGAGAAUGCGACAGGGAACUUGAUCUUCAACACCGUCCAUUCAUUACUGCAGCACUGGCCAAACACACGAUAUCGUAAUGGACACAACAUAGUACUAGGAGUGAUUCCAAUCGGUACUUUGCUCUAUCACGGCACUAAUGGCUCGCAAAUGAUACCCAGUAGACCCGAGUGGGCCGCUAUGGACCCAGAGCAUUCUAUUUAUUUUUCUCGUGGAAAUAGGAGUGGCUGGCACCUCACAUUGGCAACAACACGACCUCUGAAAGUAUUGUACUUUGAUGGAAGCAGUGCUGCUAAGCUAUCCGACGGUACGAUGGAUACGCAGGAUAUAAUAGCCUGGGGCGAACCGCGACCCGAGCGAUUCUUGGAUGAAAGGGACCGGAUUGAAGAUAUUUCCGGCGUUGAGGUAGUAUCUUUCCUACAUCUCACCUUGCCAUGGGACGACAGGUCAUUCCCUCCCCCUACUUCACUCGAUCACUACACUUGGAUUCAUACGUUCGAAGUUAUGCAUUCCGGCUUAUGGCACAAUCGCUACCCAGGAGAUUCUCGCAUUGUGCUGGAUCUGACUGGUCUUAUCUCGUUGUAUGAUACUGUACUGGUACCAUCCCUCAUCUCGGUUCGCGCGGGCCUUGAACGGCUUGACCACCGGGUUCUUGGAAUAUCAUCACAAGACUUGUCGCAGGUGAUGAGGAGGGUAACUGAGAUCGCCAGUCGACCAGAUCCGGUAGGCAGCGGUACCGACUGGAAGACCCUGAUCCACGUCAUCGUCGAUCGAUACGAGGAUCGACUCGAGUUGACGCAGUAUCUCCUCAACGUUACCUCAUCAGACCCACAAGAACUCUUUGAGCGAGCAAAGCUCGCGCAAACUCAGCUCCGUGUUAUGCUCACGCCGUAUCUGUUACACUCCACCGCCGUCCCCAGCGCAGGCACUUUAGGCAUAUAG
Molecule: messenger RNA, 1374 nt
Organism: Suillus subalutaceus
Lineage: Eukaryota; Fungi; Basidiomycota; Agaricomycetes; Boletales; Suillaceae
Exons: 6
Coding region: 1-1374 (457 amino acids)
Source: RefSeq, a predicted model, not a curated record